AUGAUCCGUAACGCGUUUGACCAUUUCAUGCAGACAAGUCCCUCAGCAUGGGAUCUCGAAGAGUGCUUUGUUAUAUAUCGUUCCGCUGAUGCAUCACUCUCGAUUCACGAUGUUACUACCAAGAUCCAACAAGACUUGACACGCGUAGCUGAACUUCGACCGCAUCUCACUAAUAAAGCAGAUUCCCUCUCCGCGACUUUAAAGAUACUUGAUAACAUAUCACGCAGCGAGAAGACUGUGCUGACAACCGUGAAAAUUGCUGACCGUUGGGAAUCAAAUGGCAAGGUCACUGUGAAUCAAUAUGGAAGUCAAAGUACAUCAUCAGGCGAACCAUUAUCCAAACGCAAGGUCCACGAUUCUACUACGCCGCUUCGAUUUCGAUUGGAUCAGAUCAUGUUACUAUCAGCUGAGUUAGAAGCUGGCAAUAUUGAUUCGGAUGAACGAACGGAAGCUUGGCUCAUUGGAAGAAUAUGGGGUAUGGUCGAUAAGGCGUUUAAUGAUCUGAAGUUGUUUGACGUGAGCAGAGGGGAGAAGAGCUGCCAAGCUUCGUCAGUGAGGAAGAACAAGAGCCGUGUGCCUCAAGGUGCUGAUGCAUUGCAACGCAAGAAGAUGGGACGACGGCUAGAUAUCAUAUUGAAACGGUUGAGACUCGAAGGAGAGGGACUUGAAACUACCAAAAGUCUUGAAGGACAUGUUGUCGUCGUUGAGGCAGCAUACAUCGGAGAAGUCUAUGGCAAACGUGACGGUAGUUGGAAUGUUGCAAUACGGCCUAAAGAUGUCCUUGCUGUUGAUGGAUAUACCUGUAUUUUACACCUGUCGCGUCUCAAGGACGCAUACUGUUGCUGUCCCCAAUUGCGAAGAACAUCUUGGAUCAUUACGAAUCGUACUGUACAUGGCAUGGUGCGCAAAGAUCAUCAUACGACGUUCCUUAGAAGCAUUGAACUCCGCCGAUACCGAUUCUGA
Molecule: messenger RNA, 963 nt
Organism: Lichtheimia ornata
Lineage: Eukaryota; Fungi; Mucoromycota; Mucoromycetes; Mucorales; Lichtheimiaceae
Exons: 7
Coding region: 1-963 (320 amino acids)
Source: RefSeq, a predicted model, not a curated record